This is a messenger RNA of Bolinopsis microptera, 2911 nucleotides long. RefSeq names its product glutamate receptor ionotropic, kainate 2-like. Gene Ontology annotation, biological process: modulation of chemical synaptic transmission; synaptic transmission, glutamatergic. The transcript has 3 exons. Gene Ontology annotation, molecular function: transmitter-gated monoatomic ion channel activity involved in regulation of postsynaptic membrane potential; glutamate receptor activity. The record is from RefSeq and is a predicted model, not a curated record. The coding region runs from base 45 to 2768 and encodes 907 amino acids. Gene Ontology annotation, cellular component: plasma membrane; postsynaptic density membrane. Lineage: Eukaryota; Metazoa; Ctenophora; Tentaculata; Lobata; Bolinopsidae.
UGUAUACAGAAUUGGAAAGUCACCCAACAAAAGAGAUAAUAGACAUGGCGGUAGAAGAGGUGAACAGUGUCUCCAACACCUACAACCUGCAGGUCAUAUACCGCCAGUACUCCUACCAGUCUAGUGAUGUGUUUGACAGUGUCUGUUCCAGUUUAGAGGAAGGAGUGAUCGGAUUAGUAGCUUCUGGGUCUUCUAACAACGUGAAGAUUAUAGCUGAGAUAGCAACAAACUUCCACGUGCCCUCCAUAAGUCCUUCAGCAACAAACCCGUUCAUUCAACAAACAUUAACUACAGAGUAUUUACUGAACCUCAUGCCGUCAGACUACGAACAGUGCAAAGCAAUAUUUGAGCUCCUGAAGCAUCACGAAUGGAAAGACUUCUCGAUACUCACAUCAGCGGAUGAUUACGGGAUAAAUGGGAUGCUGAAAUUACAGUCGCUAGCAAUGGCUCAGGGCUUCAAGAUUCUUAAUAACCAACAGUUUGUCGUUCCAGGAAGUCACCAUGAUUCGGAAUACGCACAGCUUGACAUAAAGAUGGAGCUGGAAGUCAUCAAACAGUCCCUGUCUAAGAUUAUCGUGCUCAUUUGUGAUGGUUGGUACAGUCCCGCCAUUUUCAGGCAAGCCAGAGAUGUAGGUCUGAUGACCAAUGAGUAUGCCUGGAUUGUGACAGACGGUAUAGCCACACAACCCAUAGUACUAGAAGAGAACGGGACCAUACCAGACUAUCUCAACGGGCUUCUGGGGACGAGGCCAACUAUUUCACUAAACAGCCCCCAAUACAAAUCACUGUACAACAAGUUCGUGACCAAGUUUCCGGGAAAACGGUUUAACCUUGGUGGAUAUGUAUUGACGCUCUAUGACACCAUCAAGGUUUACGCGGACGGACUAAACUUAUAUUAUCAGGAGAACCAGAAUAUGGAAUCAAAGGAGUUUUACUGUCACCAGAACAUCCUUAAUGGCGAGUAUCAAUAUUGGGAGAACGGAUACAAGUUCUUGGGUGCACUUAAACGUGUUGACCUAGACACCGGCAUGACAGGACACAUCCAGUUUGACAAAAUGGGCUGGCCGAGGAACGUUGUCUACGAUGUUUUGAACAUUCAGAAUCAAAACUUUGUACGGAUAGGAACUUGGAAACUGGUAUCUAACGAACUAAAACUUCCCUACAAGGCCAUAUACUUUGACCAUUCUGAUACAGCUCCCACCUCGAAACCCAAAACCCUGAAAGGUUCAAAGUUCAUCUGCGGAAUCCUACCAAUAAAACCCUUUAUCAUAGAGACAAGCGGGCCGUGCGAGGGCAAGAGCUGUUACACUGGUUAUAUGAUUGACUUGAUUGAGCGGCUAAAAAUUGACCUUCAGUUUGAGUACGAGUUUGUGCAGCCUCACGACAGAAAAUGGGGUUCUUACAACUCAUCGGUACAAGAUUGGACGGGACUGGUAAGGCAGCUGGUCUACAACGAGAUCGAUAUUGCGGCAGUACCUCUUUCUGUGAAUUCUGGGAGGGAACACAUCAUUGACUUUUCUUUUCCUUUUAUGGAUUCAAGCAACACAGCAGUCAUGAGAGCUUCUAAAUCAACCCAAAACAGAUUCUUUUUCCUUCUUCCAUUCGAAAAUAAAGUCUGGUUUUCAGUGAUAAUCAUGAACUUUAUUGUGACAUUUUUCUUCUACCUUGCGAAUAAAACCAGCCCGUAUGGAAGAUCAGCGUCCUACGUGCACGCUCUCAUGUCUUGCACGUGCAAAGAAUGUCUCAAACAUCGCUCGGGACAGAAGGAUCCUAAUUUGACAACACUGGCCAGACCCCUGACUCGUAAGUGCCUCUUUACGAAAGGUUCUGCAAAGGAUGGCAGAAACGGGACCAAUUUCUACAACUCUUUUUGGAUUGUGAGCUCUGGACUGUUCGGGAAGACCCGAGGAGACAGCCCAGAUAGCUUGUCAGGAAGGUUUAUCCUCUGCGCUUGGUGGUUUUUCAUGAUGGUUGUGACCUCUAUGUACACAGCUAACUUGGCAGCUUCACUCACCGUCAACAACAUGGAUAUUGGUAUCAAAUCGGUUAAAGAUCUUCUCGCCCAGAACGAUAUUACGUGGGGUACAGUAAAGUCAACCCACACGGAGUCAAUUCUCCAGUCCUCAGUAGAUCCCUUCUACAGGGAGCUCUACACCAGAGCAGUUUCAGUAGGUAAUGAAUCCGAAGCUGCAAGAAAAGUGAGGGAGGAAAAGUAUGUUUUCAUCUUUGAAACCCCAAUCAUCGAUUACGAGUUCAGGUCUGAUUGUGACGUGGUAAGGAUCGGCGCGGAGUUCCAAUCAUUUGAGUAUGCUCUGGGGUUCCCCAAGGGAUCUCCAUACGCCGAGCUGAUAAACUCCUACAUCCUACAGUACAGAGAAACAGGCGUCCUUGACAGCUUCUGGUCACGCUGGCUAGCAAUCCAAGACUCCACUUCCAACUGCCCGAGUAGCGAAGGAGGCAGGAAGCUCACCCUUGGCAUGAGCUCCAUGGCUGGGAUCUUCUUCGCUCUGGCAAUAGCACUGACAUUCGGUGUGUUUCUCCUCAUUAUGGAGUACACUGUGGCAGCGAUGAGGGACGUUAGAACCAACUCUCAGGACUCUAAGAAGUCGUUUUGGGGGUCUCUGAUAAGCAGGGUAAAACUCCUGUUGAUCUACACGUUCAGUUCUAAAUCAGUGUACCAACAUGAUGAGAUGGAGGAAGAGGAGGAGGAGGAGGCGGGGUGUUCAGCUAGGUUUCUGAACAAACCUAGACAGCAUAGUAUCAUGUGACUUUUAUCUGGGUGAUACGGAUGCUAACUCAUCUGGUAGCUAUUGAUUUUUACCUUGGCAAGGGUACAAACAGUAACCAGUACGGUGUCCAAUAAUCCAUAUUAAUAUUGUAAUAAGUAUAUGUUUAUCAAAUCUGCAUAUUC